CGGGUCUGGCCCAGGCUGGGGCCCUGCCCGCGGCCGCCCGCAGCAGCGCCAGCCGGGCCUCCACCCGGCACACCUGCGGGGAGCGCAGAAGCAGAUGGAUAACCGGACAUCUAAUGCAUGUCUUCAAAAGCCAUGAGUUUCAGAAAAUUACUCUCAGAAACACGGAGAACAUUUCCUGCUACUAAAGUACACUGCCAGCAGCCAUCGCGGAUUCUCAUUGUGGAUGUCACAUCACCUUCCUGGACCAACACUUGUUCUCUACUGUCUGAAGCUCUGGAAAACACACUGUGUUUGGCACACAGCUUGACCGGCCCCUGCCGUGUGCCCCUGCUGAGCCUCUAUGUUGUGCAGAACCAGCAGGAGUGUCUGCUCCCCUUUACGCAAGUGAAAGAAAACUUUGCAAGAAUCCAAGCCUGCAUUUCGGAGCUCCGCUCACUACCAAGAGAAGGCUAUUUCCCACAGGGGGGAAAUGGAGUGGUACAAGCUGUGCAGGAUGGAUUGCAACAGUUCAAGCAGUACAGCAGACACACAACAGCAGGAAGCUCAGCAAACAGUUCUGUUGAGAUCACAAUUUUGACAAGCCAGUCCAGCCAAGAAAUGGCAAAGCAGCUGGAAAAGAAGUUAAAAGAUCUAGACUUGAUGAGUCUGCGAAGCAUACAAGUAAUAGAGGUUUUGAAGAGAGAUUUUCUGCAGCCUCAGGAUGUAGAACAGCACAUGCCAACAGAAGAGCCUGAUAGCAAUGACAUUGCGAUCCUGGGAAUGGACAUCGAUGUGCAAACCAUAGAGGACAAUGUAAUCAGCUUGGAGAUGCUGUUUAAAUCAUGGCUACAUGACUACAACACAGAGAGGGAACACCUCCAUCUCCUUCUCCCAUCAGGAGGCUCCAGCCAUGUCACUGCACCCAAGACCACCCUGAUGUGCCUCAAGUGCGAUUUGCAGGAGAGGUUGCUCGACCCAGCUCUACUUUCUGGGACAGCUGAUGGCACCAUGAGAGCAGCAGACGUGAAUUCACCAUGUCAGAUGGCAGCCUGGCCACCUACAGUGCUGUAUAAACUCCGGGUUGUAAAGGCUCUGAAAUAUGAAGGAGUCUGUGAGUCUGUACUCUAUGGCCUGCCCUUCAUCAUCAAGCCCACAAGCUGCUGGCAGCUAGACUGGGAUGAACUGGAGAUAAACCAGCACAGCUUCCAUGCUUUGUGUCAUAGUCUUCUGAAAAGGAACUGGAUGCUUUUGGCCAGACGUGAGCCACAGAAUACUGGUCCAAACUGGAACAUUGUGGUGCAUUCCUACUACAUCAUUCUCCCUUCUGACUCUGCAACUCUACUUGUCAAAGCAGUUGCCGUCAGAGAGCUCUUGCUGCCAUCAACCUUCCCAGCCCUCCUUCCUGAACACCCUGAGAGAGUGCGUGGCCCGGUAGAGAGUGCCCUGAACAGCCUGGAAGUAGAAGUUGCUUAUAACCCCUUGCACCUAAAAAGCAACCUCUACAAAUACCUGAAGAGUACAUUGUACAAACCUCUGCACAGGCAGCAGGCCCAGGCCAGAGACCAGCGACCAGAGCGGCAUCAGCCCAAGCAGCAUCAGAGCAGAGCCAAAGCCACGGUGGCACCGCUUCUGAUGGCUCCUUCUCCUGCCCAAGCGCUCAGGCCAGCAGCAGCCAGGAGGGAUUCCUGCAAGCGCUCCCUGCUCCCCAGAGAGUACGAGGAGUUCCUGCAGUGAGCCAGGCACUGCUCCCAGCAGCCACAACAGGGCAGCCAAGGCUCCAAGUUUGGCCUUGGGCAGACCAGCACUUCCCAUUGUUUGUUCCUCCUUGUUGUUACAGUUUUGUUAGUCACCGAGUCAGUCAGCAGGAAGAUGCUCCAGGGCCCUCUGUCCAGAGAUUGAGCUACCCCCACAAUGCCCCACAUUUCCCAUUUCUGUCAGCACACAUCACUGACAUGCCUCAAAUUCGGGUUUCUGAGACUAGGCUGGGACAGGCCACAAACCACAGACUGCUGUCAGCAGGUGCAGCAAAGCUGCCUCAGGGCGGUGAGGAAGUCAGACAGAUAAAUAGGCAGAAAGGUAAAGCUGCCCUCAUCCUGCAGGAGGAACAGGGUGUUUGAACAGGCAUAAAACAGGGCUUUUGAAUUUCAUCUUAAAGCUCAGAGCUCUGCCCUCCUGAAUUUCAUCUUAAAGCUCACUAGUGAUCACUGAGAUCACUACCCAUAGCGAUGCUAAUUUUCUUGCUUCUAUAACUGGUCUCACUGCCCACUGCCCCAGCUCAUGAAGGGGUUUGUAGCAAGUGCCAAGCUGGCUCCUACACAGUGACUGCUCCCUGCAGCUGCAGCACAGCACCCAGAAGUGGUUGCUUGGACGCCCUCCUCCCUAUAGCCCAUCUGUGUCCGUGGAGCUGUUCCACAAGCCAGCACAGCAGUACUUUGACAGUGUUCAGAAGAUGGGGAAAGUUGGUCUA
Melopsittacus undulatus (budgerigar) is the source of this 2446-nucleotide messenger RNA. RefSeq names its product meiosis 1 associated protein (gene M1AP). The record is from RefSeq and is a predicted model, not a curated record. Lineage: Eukaryota; Metazoa; Chordata; Aves; Psittaciformes; Psittaculidae. Gene Ontology annotation, biological process: meiosis I; spermatogenesis; male meiosis chromosome separation. Bases 118 to 1713 code for a protein of 531 amino acids. The transcript has 10 exons.